This is a messenger RNA of Benincasa hispida (wax gourd), 1394 nucleotides long. RefSeq names its product myb-related protein 306-like. Gene Ontology annotation, biological process: response to auxin. The record is from RefSeq and is a predicted model, not a curated record. NCBI's taxonomy places the organism in Eukaryota, Viridiplantae, Streptophyta, Magnoliopsida, Cucurbitales, Cucurbitaceae.
ACAACCCUCAAUUUGUCUCUUUAUUUCAAAUCCUCUAAUUCCCAUUUCCCUUUUUUCCUUUUUCCCAUUUCAUUUCUUUCUGACACACACACACACACACACACAAAAGUAGAAGAUAUAUCAAGAAGAAGAAGAAGAAGAAAUUAGGCAGCAGUUGUGAAAUGAUGGGAAGGCCACCUUGUUGUGACAAAAUUGGUGUAAAGAAAGGGCCCUGGACUCCCGAAGAAGAUAUCAUCUUAGUUUCUUACAUUCAAGAACAUGGCCCUGGCAAUUGGAGAUCCGUUCCAACUAACACUGGUUUGCUAAGAUGUAGCAAGAGUUGUAGAUUGAGAUGGACUAAUUACCUCCGUCCAGGUAUCAAGCGUGGCAAUUUCACUGAUCAUGAAGAGAAAAUGAUAAUCCACCUCCAAGCUCUCCUAGGCAAUAGAUGGGCAGCUAUAGCAUCGUACCUUCCGCAGAGAACGGAUAACGAUAUAAAGAACUAUUGGAACACUCACUUGAAAAAGAAGUUGAGAAAGAUGCAAUCUUCUGGAGGAUGUGAGAGUGGUGUUGGGCAAUCACAAAGUAAUACACUUUCAAAAGGCCAGUGGGAACGAAGGCUUCAAACAGAUAUUCACACAGCUAAAAGAGCUCUUUGUGAAGCCCUUUCCCUUGAUAAAAAGCCUAAUCUUGAAGAUUAUAACAAUAAUCUCAUGAUCUUCCAAGCACAACCAGCUCCACCACAACCACCACCACCACCACCAACUACUACUACUACUUAUGCAUCAAGUGCUGAAAAUAUUGCAAGAUUGCUUGAGAGUUGGAUGAAGAAAUCACCAACAAAAUCAUCAGAAAUUACAACAACAACAACAACACAAGUUUGUAUAAGUGAAGGAUCACAAAUUAGUGCAACCAAUAAUUACAACAAUAACUCACCAGAUCAUCAACACCCCAACAGCAAUAAUUUGGAUGGCUUCUUCAAUAAUAAUUAUUCUUCAAAUUCAUCAGCAAAUCAAGAAGAAGCUGUUCCUCUUACUUUUCUAGAGAAGUGGUUGUUUGAUGAUGCAGCUUUGGCUAGUGUUCAUGAUAAUGAUGAUCAUGACUUAAUUAGUGUUUCAUUAGAAGAAGCUCAAAGUGAAGGUCUGUUUUAAUUAAUUUUGGUUUAAUUUUAGCAAAAUGUCAUUAAGGAGUACUUUGCGUGUGUGUGUGUGUGUCUUAAGAGCUUCUACUUCUAUCGUGUGUACAUGACCACCACACCAAAAACCCAACAAACAAAAGUGUAAAUUAACAUAGUUAAGAAAAAAAAAUAUAUAUAAAUAUGUAUAUAUAUUUCACAUAUACAUAAAUUAUGUGCUAUAUAUAUAUAUAUCUAUAUCUAUAUGUAUACGUGGGAAUAAAAAUCUUAUAUUAUUUUC